AUGUCCAAGGGCAAGAGCGAGGGGAAGAGCAAGUACAGGAGGCUACUAAUAAUGGGCAAGUCCACCGGAAAAACUAAAGGAAAAGAGGGGGAGUGUUCAUUAGAAGAAAAAGUUGAUGUUAAACCUGAUUCGGAAUUGUUUCAGUUGAUUGAGGGUAUAAAUAAGAAUCUUACUGGGGUGUUAGGAGAUAGAAUCGCUUCCGACAAUGGCCUUCUGGCAGAACAAAGGUUGUCUAGGAAACAACUCAAGCUUUUCAUAGAGGAAGAACUAGAAUAUCUUGGCAUUGUAUUUAGUAAGCCAAAAAGGGUAAACGAGCCACAACGGAUAUCACUAAAAGUAUCAGCAGAUGUUGCGUUGGCAAUCACCGAAGAAGAAUACAAGGAUGCUGAGCACGAUAUGAAAAUUCUUCAUAAAGCAUCAAACAUUUUACGGAAGGCAGUUCUAAAGUGCGAGAAAUGGACCUUCACUGGUAGUUUUGAUGACGUUAAUGUAGAAGAAGUUGUUCCAGAAGAAUUUGUUUCUGAAACUAUCAGAGGUAGCAUUCCUAAGGGAUACAGGCCAAAAAACCCUGUGCUUAAUCGGGAAACAGCUACUACCGGGAGAAGUGUGACCGAUUUGUGGUCGUAUAAAAAUGAAGAUCUCAUUUGGAUGAUAGCACAUACUUCUUCAUUAUCACCCUAUGUAGAUUCGGACGUGAACGAAUAUCAAGACACAAAUUGUAUUCUUUCAAACCAAGAACAGGAGACACCAACGAAUAACUUGAAGUUUACGAAUGCAGUUCCGAUUUGGUCAGCCUUCAAUUCAAUAACAAGUGAAAAACCAAGGAAAGAAACGAGAAUAUGUGUACUGCCCCUCAUAGAUUCUAGUCCAACCAAAGUAGAAACACAGCUCAGUCUCAUGAAUAAGUUGGAAAAAGUAACGUCUAAUAUUACGCCCGGCAAAAAAACUGUUGUGACUUUGGAUUUAGGAUUGUACAGACAUAUAUUGAAGUUAUCUAUGGCGAAGAAAGAUAUAUCGAAAAACUGGAUUCUUAGGCCAGGAGAGCUACACAUAGUUAUGGCAAUGCUUCGCUGCAUUGGAAGAUUUAUAGACGGCACAGGUUUAGGAACUACGCUAACCGUACUGUAUGAUGAAACUGUUUCUCAAAUUUUGUCUGGGAAGUGUGUACGAAGGGCAAUCAAUGCCCAUACAUCUUUAAGACUAGCACUUUUCAAGUGUGUCUUCGACGAGUUUGUGAAAGAUAACAGUGUUAUAGAAGAAAAUAUUGAGCCACAAUUGAACAAGACCGGAAAGAGAAAGAGAGAUGGCGAGGCUGGCGACGUGUGUCGUAUGCCUCAGUGGUGCGAGAACCCACUUAUUCAGAGACUGCAACCACCUUUCGGCAUGCGAUGA
Molecule: messenger RNA, 1392 nt
Organism: Phaedon cochleariae (mustard beetle)
Lineage: Eukaryota; Metazoa; Arthropoda; Insecta; Coleoptera; Chrysomelidae
Source: the annotation of a GenBank genome assembly